UCUAUUUUGUCCUCGCAUCUGAUUGGCUCCUGUGCCGGAAGUAAACAUCACGUGAACUCGGGACAUCAGCUGAUCCUCCGUAGACAUCUUUACUAGUCACGACUGCGGCGAUUAAAUCAUCCCUCCUCGUCUGUGAUUCUCGGGCCCGUGCCAAUCUUUUAACGACAGCAACCAUGGCGCUCAGCGAUGCCGACGUUCAGAAGCAGAUCAAGCACAUGAUGGCCUUCAUUGAGCAGGAGGCCAACGAGAAGGCAGAGGAAAUCGAUGCAAAGGCGGAAGAAGAGUUCAACAUCGAGAAGGGCCGCCUGGUCCAAACCCAGAGGCUGAAGAUAAUGGAGUACUAUGAGAAGAAAGAGAAGCAGAUUGAGCAACAGAAGAAAAUUCAGAUGUCCAACCUGAUGAACCAGGCUCGACUGAAGGUGCUGAAGGCCCGCGAUGACAUGAUCUCGGAAAUGCUGAACGAGGCUCGCCAGCGGCUCGGUAAUGUCGCAAAAGACCCGGCCCGGUACCCAGCUCUGCUGGAUGGAUUGAUCUUGCAGGGCUUCUAUCAGCUUCUGGAGCCAAAAGUGACUAUUCGCUGCCGUAAACAGGACCUUCAGGUGGUACAGGCGUCCAUCCAGAAGAACAUCCCCAUAUACAAAGCAGCAGUGAAGAACAACCUGGAGGUCCGCAUCGACCAGGACAACUUCCUGUCCCCCGACGUGUCUGGAGGCGUUGAGAUCUACAACGCUGACGGGAAAAUUAAAGUGUCCAACACCCUGGAGAGCAGACUGGACCUCAUGGCUCAGCAGAUGAUGCCUGAAAUCCGAGUGGCUCUCUUCGGUGCCAACCCAAACCGCAAGUUCAUGGACUGAGAAGCUCCGUCUGUAUAAGAGGAAAAAAAAAAAAACUCUCCUGUUAUUUUUUAUUUUUGUCACAUGAAAGAAAAGAAAGAAAAAAAAACGUCAUUCCUUUGUCUGUGAAAUGAAAAUUUCCGAUGCAGAAGAGAUGCAUUGUUGUUGUGUGACGUAUUGCUGUAUAUUUUUCGUGCAUUAUGGGAUAGAUGCUGCAUUGUUACAGAUGUGCAUCGGAGGAGCUGCACAGCUGUAAAGCACUGGUUUACUCCACUGCUCCUCCUCCUCCUCCUCAUCCUCCUCGUCCUCCUCCUCCUCCUCGUGGGUCGUAGUUUACGCUGAUUGGUCGGGAGAAGCUGGGAACGUGCGGUUGGCUGGACGUUUAACUUAAAUUGAAUCAGCCUUCAUGACAAACAUACCAUCUGUGUCGCAGUUUUCUUCCAUUCAUUAACCUCCGCCCCGCGUUAUAAGUUGCAUGGGGCAUUGUGUCACUAAUGGAUGUCUGCUCCAACCAAUCACAGGAAAAAAAUUAAAACAAAAAAACAACUUGUAUCCUAGAAACAAAACGGCUUCAGACCGAACAUGACCUUACGGAGUUAAUUUAUUGGUGUUACACCGACUACUCUUCUGUUCAAGGAGUGGGUGAUAUCAUUCCAGAGGGUGCACUGUAUGUAUAUGAGGUUUCCAGAUUAAAUUAUACGUAUGCGUGGUUGUUUUUCUUUUUGUUUUUCUUUUUGUUUUUUUUGAUUGUGUCUCAAAUGUUAUAUUGUGGAAAAUGUAAAACGUAAUAAAAUCUAAAUCAUUA
This is a messenger RNA of Mugil cephalus (flathead mullet), 1638 nucleotides long. It is a transcript of the gene atp6v1e1b, whose product is annotated as ATPase H+ transporting V1 subunit E1b. The record is from RefSeq and is a predicted model, not a curated record. The transcript has 10 exons. Bases 174 to 854 code for a protein of 226 amino acids. Gene Ontology annotation, molecular function: proton-transporting ATPase activity, rotational mechanism. Lineage: Eukaryota; Metazoa; Chordata; Actinopteri; Mugiliformes; Mugilidae. Gene Ontology annotation, biological process: proton transmembrane transport. Gene Ontology annotation, cellular component: proton-transporting two-sector ATPase complex, catalytic domain.